Molecule: messenger RNA, 2590 nt
Organism: Triplophysa dalaica
Lineage: Eukaryota; Metazoa; Chordata; Actinopteri; Cypriniformes; Nemacheilidae
Gene: sav1
Product: salvador family WW domain containing protein 1
Exons: 5
Coding region: 496-1677 (393 amino acids)
Biological process (GO): hippo signaling; regulation of cell population proliferation; apoptotic process
Molecular function (GO): protein binding; molecular adaptor activity
Source: RefSeq, a predicted model, not a curated record
CGCGUGAAGUAGAGCUUGCGAGUUUACAAAAUAACGUAUAAACAUAGUAGUGCGCUGGUACAUUUUAAUGCUUUGAUUAUCUGUGUAUUUUUUAAAUGUCAGCAAAGCCUCUUUAAUAUGAAAAGGGAGUUAAAAGAUAGGAACCCAGUGGGCGCUGAUCUGGGAUCAGGGGGAAUGUUAAGGGUUGGGUUGGGCUGGACGGAUUCAGCUGGUAAAAGUUUUUCGUGCGCUUUUCUCUACACGUUAUUCAGACAACGCACGCAGCGGACGUAAAGUCAUCUUUUAAAAGUUAGCAAUGUUUUGAAACCUCCGAAAGCGGCGAAACUCGAACUAAACGCCACUCUGCGUUUUUGUUUUUAGACUGUAGCCGUGAUGACACCAAACUAGCUAUCGGGCUAAACGCACCGAAAUGGACUCUGUUGUGCGUGUCAUUGCGAAUCUUGGUUCGGAUUUCAGGAUGAAACCGAAGUCGAAUCGAUCCAGAAUCGAUUAACGAUGCUCUCCAGAAAGAAGAGUAAAAACGAAGCGUCCAAACCAGCCGAAGUUCAGGGAAAAUAUGUGAAGAAAGAAACGUCCCCGCUGCUGAGAAAUUUAAUGCCCUCAUUUAUCCGGCAUCCCACAUUUCUUCGGCGUGAAGCACCAUUGGUGGAACCGGCUCCUUCUGGGGUACCGUCUGGUGCCGGUCCGUAUCCCACUGGAUCCGUUGGGGAUGUCAGCGGCCCCAAAAGUUUCCUACGCAACGCACCCCAACGAACGGCCCUCGAGGUCGCACGUAGAGAGAGUAAUCGUCUGUCCGCCCCUCCACAUCUUCAUCACGAUUACUCGCCUUCAUCCCCAUCGUACAUCAGCGAUACUGCUUCAGUAACCGAGAACGGAGACGGAGGUCCGUAUUACUACCCACCUGAGCCCUACUACAACAACCAGCCCAGACGAACACACAGACAAGACCAUUUUAAUGAGAACUAUGGGUACUAUGAGCAUAAUGAACUCAAUUACCCACGGAGUCCUGCACAGCCCCAGACACCCCAGCCACACAGCCGGCCACCCCCAGCAAUUGGGCGCGUGCCAGCGAAGUCUCUUGGAAAUCUGACGACUAUGAGUGGGGAAGACACUAUCCUACCUCCUGGCUGGACUGUUGAUUGGACAAUUCGAGGCAGGAAGUAUUUCAUCGAUCACAACACAAACACUACUCACUGGAGCCACCCACUGGAGAGGGAGGGGCUUCCACCAGGCUGGGAGAGGGUGGAGUCAGCCGAGUUUCGAGUGUACUAUGUUGACCACAUCAACAAACGGGCCCAGUACAGACAUCCUUGCGCACCCAGUGUUCCACGUUAUGACCAGCCUCCUCCGCCGCCAGUCACCUAUCAGCCCCGCCCACCAGAACGGAACCAAGCAGUUCUGGUACCCGCAAACCCGUAUCACACAGCGGAGAUCCCGGACUGGCUGCAGGUGUAUGCCAGAGCCCCGUUGAAGUAUGACCACAUCCUGAAGUGGGAGCUGUUCCAGCUGAUGGAUCUGGACACUUAUCAGGGGAUGCUGAAGCUGCUCUUCAUGAAGGAGCUUGAAUGUAUCGUCAAAUCCUACGAAGCAUAUCGACAAGCGCUUCUCUCUGAACUAGACACACGCAAACAACGGCAGCAGUGGUAUGCCGAACAGCCAACCAAAAACUUCCCUUAGAACAUGUGACUCGCCCAAACUCCAGCAUCACCUGUGCCUUAGCUGCUGAUGCAGAUUUGUUCUCAACUUAAAACAUGAGCCCAAAGAUAGACGUUACGCAAGGCCUGAUGGGAACUGAACACUAUUACGCAUAUUUAGAUUUCAGCCAUUGUACAGCUGUGUGUGUUAUGAUUCUGUGCUUGGUUUCGGCUGUGUGUUGUGAAUGUGUUUGCAUGUUAGUGGCCUGCAGGCAGCUGUGGUUAAUUUCCGGACAUACUCCAGCGUUGUCUUUUUGGACAAUUACGACUGUUAUGUACCAAUGUUUUAAUUUUAUUUUCUCCUGUUUGCCUUGUUGGUUUUGUUUUUAAGGUGUUAAUCUCACAAAACAGUAAAAGAUUAAAAAAAAUAGCACUACUAGGAUUUUUUUGAUACCCUGUUACUCAUAAAAUAACUAUAAUACCACAUACUUUGCAUAUUUUCAUGCAAAACAUGCUGACAAUAAAUUUGUCUAAAGUAUGGUUCUCUAAGGAAAAUAUAAUUAUUUCUAUGGUAAAAUAUAACCCAGAUGUUUGAAGGCAAGUUUUGUGAGAUUGACCGUUAAAGGUUUGGUUGGAUUCAUUUAAGGAAUUUGCUUCUUUAUUUAAAGUUUCAAGCUGAUUUAUCACUUUAAAGAUAAAGUGAUCAAGUCUGUGGCUUUCGGUUCAGUUUAAAGUGUAUUUUUCAGUUUAUCAAAGUUAGUAAAACCUAUUAAGAACAUCAACGCUAAAUAAACCAGGACAUUGUAUUGUACAUGUAAUAGUAUGCCCAAGUUUUUCUUUCCUUCAACAGCUAAAAGGUAUUUUAACCAACAUUUAUUUUUUGCUAAAAAGAAACAAUUUUCCCACCUCUUUUUAAAGACAGCAAUAAAACAAUUUUGAGGCAAAAUGGUAUAAUA